Molecule: messenger RNA, 5830 nt
Organism: Lates calcarifer (barramundi perch)
Lineage: Eukaryota; Metazoa; Chordata; Actinopteri; Centropomidae
Product: tyrosine-protein kinase receptor UFO
Exons: 20
Coding region: 496-3384 (962 amino acids)
Biological process (GO): platelet activation; phagocytosis; positive regulation of kinase activity
Cellular component (GO): signaling receptor complex
Molecular function (GO): protein binding; transmembrane receptor protein tyrosine kinase activity; ATP binding
Source: RefSeq, a predicted model, not a curated record
GUUUGAAGGGGGGAGAGAGGGAGAAGAAAAAGGGGCAGGGGAAUGUCUGAGUGAGUCUGAGGGAACCGGUGGGUCAGGAGAGAGAAUUUGAACGACAGACUGCAGGAAACACGGGUUUAAAAAUACUCCCUCGGUUUCUAGAAAUAGACUCAGCUUUGGACAAGUUGAUCAGCCGGCAAAUAAGUGUAGAGCAGCGCUUUUUUUCUUUCUUUCUUUUUUUUUUUUUUUUUUUUUGCUGUGCGGUUUUUGGGAAACUAAAAAGUUUUGGUGGAUCGCACUGGGAUCAACCAAAACAACAACAUAAGGGGGAAAAGCAACAAGACUUUUGAGCAACGCGGAGAUUUUUUUUUUUUUACCGUCUGUCUCCUCGAAAAGGGAACUGAAACGAUCGGAUUCGGGUUGUUUUGGUCCUAUUUGCGAAUAAUCACAUUUGAGCCCAAGCAAAACUUUUUUUUUCUUCUAGCGCACAACUUUGGAUCUUUUCGAGAUGCGGUGAUGGAGUCUGGUGAUGUCUCUAACUUGACUGUUCCUCUAAUGAAGCUCAUUCUCAGAGGUGAUCUCAUUUCAAGAAAAACCAUGAGUGGGUCUGGAUGGUUUCUAUUGAUCCUCACCGUCAUUUUAUCUGCUCUGGGGCCAGUAACUGCCAGUACACUGACAGAUUUGGAGUUUGAGCGGAGUCCUGCCACCGUCAUCUCUUCUCUGGGCAAACCUGUUACGAUGCACUGUGCCCUGAAGGGUACAGGGGGCGAGGAGGAGGACCCCCCUGAUGUGCUCUGGCUGAGAGACAGCACGCCGCUUCAGUACGCGGACACCAACCAGUUCCAAGUUCACACUGGCAGCAACAGUUGGACAAUCAUGAGCACGUUGAGUAUUGAGAAGGUCCAGCUUCCCGACAUGGGCUCCUAUCGAUGUGCUGUUCUAUCAGAAAGCCACCAGAUUUUGUCUGAGGAGGGGAGCAUUCAGCUGGAGGGCCUUCCUCAUUUCUCUGUGGAGCCCCAGCACAUGUCUGUAGUGGCCAACGUAACCCUGAGCCUGAGCUGCGUGGCCCACGGACCUCCAGAGCCGGUCAGGGUCAUCUGGCUGCAGGAUGGUGCUCCUCUCAACUCCCUGGCGGACCCCGUGGCCCUGUCACCCUCCACGCUCAACCUCACAGGUUUGAACAGGACCAGCACCUUCUCUUGUGAAGCUCAUAACCGCAAAGGGGUGGCCACGUCAGGCUCUGGUACCAUCACUGUUCUCCCAUCACAGCCUCAGAAUCUGAGAGCCGUGGAGAUCACCCAGACCAGUCUCCGUUUAUCAUGGCAGCCUGGUUUCGGAGGUGACUACCCAAUAAUCCGCUGCACUGUUCAGGCCAAACAUUCAGGCGAGCCCUUCGCAGCGGGGCCAGAUAAGAUGAUCCACAACCAAAAUGUGAACAUUCCACCAGCCACCCACCUCAUCGGGGACCUGGAGCCUCACAGCCUCUAUACUGUCAGGGUGGCCUGUCACAGUAGCCAGGGCCCAUCUGACUGGUCGCCCUGGGUGGAGCUACGCACCAAAGAAGGAGUGCCAGAAAACCCACCUGUGAACGUGACCGCGGUGCUGAAUGGGACAGAGGUGCUGAUGACGUGGGAGGGGCCUCCAGGGAAGCUGAAUGGAGAACUACAGGGUUACAUGGUGGAGUACAGCACACCUGCCAGCCAGCAGUUUGUGGUGGAUACUGGAUUGGACACUGAGCUUUCAAUCAAUCUGUCUGUGCCCCUGUCCAAUGUGUCUUUUCGAGUGUGUGCAUAUACAGGGGCAGGACAAGGACCCUGGACCACCACACAGACUCUAACACUUAUUACUCCUGAAAUGGAGGAAUUUAGAGGUCCGUCAUCGCCCCCGGCCUUUUCCUGGCACUGGUGGUAUGUAGUGAUGGCCAUCGCCGGCGCUGUGUCCAUAGCUGUGCUCAUGGCUGUUUACGUGGCCAAGCUGCGGCGCAAGGAGACGCGCUUUGGAGAGGCAUUUGAGCCCAUGAUGGAGAGUGGAGAGCUGGUGGUCAGGUACCGGGCCCGCCGCACCUACAGCCGCAGGACUACAGAGGCAACAUUGAACAGCCUGGGUAUCAGCGAUGAGCUGAAGCAGAAACUCCAAGAUGUGAUGGUGGACAGACAUAAACUAACCCUGGGAAAGACCCUGGGAGAAGGGGAGUUUGGCUCUGUGAUGGAAGGGCUGCUGACUCAGGAGGAGUCUGUUCUCAAAGUUGCUGUCAAGACUAUGAAGAUUGCCAUCUGUACCCGCUCAGAGAUGGAAGAUUUUCUCCGUGAAGCUGCCUGCAUGAAGGAGUUUGACCACCCCAACGUAAUGAGGCUUCUAGGUGUAUGUCUGCAGACCGUGGAGAGUGAAGGGUACCCCUCCCCUGUGGUCAUCCUGCCCUACAUGAAACAUGGAGACCUGCACAGUUAUCUGCUAUACUCAAGGCUGGGAGACUGCCCCGUGUACCUCCCAUCUCAAAUGCUGGUAAAGUUUAUGACUGACAUCGCCCGGGGGAUGGAGUACCUCAGCAGCAAGAACUUCAUCCACAGAGACCUCGCUGCUCGCAACUGCAUGCUUAAUGAGAAUAUGAAUGUAUGUGUGGCCGACUUUGGCCUCUCCAAGAAGAUCUACAAUGGAGACUACUACAGGCAGGGGCGGAUCUCAAAGAUGCCCGUCAAAUGGAUCGCCAUCGAAAGUUUGGCUGACCGUGUCUACACCACAAAGAGUGACGUAUGGUCGUUUGGAGUUACCAUGUGGGAAAUCGCCACACGGGGCCAGACUCCGUAUCCUGGGGUCGAAAACAGUGAGAUUUAUGAUUACUUGAGACAAGGAAACCGUCUCAAACAGCCUCCAGACUGUCUGGACAGCAUCUACGCCCUGAUGUUCUCCUGCUGGCUGCUCAGCCCGAAGGACCGCCCAUCAUUUGAGUCCCUGCGCUGUGAGCUUGAAAAAGCCCUUGAGGAUCUGCCGGACCCCCAGGACCCGGAUGAGAUCCUGUACGUCAACAUGGACGAGUCCUCCAUGGAGCUCGGGGCCGUUGGUGGUCGUGACCCCAUCGGCGUGCCGUCGCCUCUCUGCCUGAAGGGCCUGGACUCUGUGACCACAGUGGAGGUCCACCACCCCAAUCGCUAUGUCCUCUGUCCCCAACACGAGACAAACCGAGCCCUCUCCGACUCCCUGGAGAGCCUGGACAUGCCGGUGUCGUCCUCCACAGCCACGCUGCCUCUACAGCCGUCCUGCCAUUCCACUCCCAACCCCACACCCAGCUCCGACGCCGACUGUCGAGCUGCUGGAGGACAGGGAAGGGUCCAGAAAAAUGCCCUGGCAGUGAUGGCUUCACUCUUAAAAAAUGAGUGGGCCAUCCUUUCACCCCAGUCCAAGAGCUAGAUCCAGCCUCUCGCUACUGACUCUGAGAAACCUUACGUGCCCCUAUAUACAUAUUUUGCACAAAUACACACACAGCCGAAGGCAUUCCAAGGAAGUGAAGGAUUGGGAUAAUUUCCUCUCUCAACCCCCCUCUCUUCUAAAACGAGCACAAUUCCAAGUGAGUGUAAAAGUUAUUGUGUGAUUCCUGUGAUAACAGGAACACUAUUAGCAUGAACAGUGGGCGAACAAGUUUAGAGCACAUGUUAUUGCCCACACACACUGCAGCACAAUCAGAGAAAUUAAUUCCCAGUCGCUAUAGUAAUAAAAUACCAUAUCUUCAUAACUACCUGUAAACAGCAGAGUGAUCACCUCCACGUGAUUAAGCUAAAGAAAAAAAAAAAAAAAUCAAAUGUCUCCGUGAAACCAGCUCAGGCACUGCCAGACUGAUUCUACAACUCAACAAACUCAGGGCCUUGAACUUUCCAGUGAGUAAGCGCUAACAUGGAGGGACUCGCACCACCCGGAAAACUGUUCCUCUUGUGGAGAAGCCUCACCCAUUCCUGCUUCUGUGUAUCUUGGAGCAGGAAUAACCAGAGGAUUGAUGGGGGAAGAAAGGAAGCGGCAGAGUCUCUUUCACUGAAAGUAUCAUCUGAUGAAGACGACUGCCUGCUUAUAUUGAAGGACAGCAUGGACAUUUUUAGGCUCAUUGGCAACAUUUUUGUUGUGGGGUGUGGGGUGAAACUCUUUUUGAUGAGUGACACAGCUUCAGCAACUGAAGUUCACCAUACCUGAGGACUUUAACCCAGUAACAACAGAAUCAAAUAUGAACUAAAAGAAAAAAUCACAACAACUGAAGAAUUAAGAACCAAAAUUUACAAAGAAAAUGAAACUCCACUGUGGGCUUUAGAGACUUUUACAUGAAGCUGUUAAGAAUGAGGAACCUCCAUUUUACACAUGCAGCAGUUUGUAUCACAGCCUAAUGUAGCGCUCUAACAAACCCCUGCAUCUUCUCCAGGGGUUUUACUGCUAGUUGUGCAUUAAGCACUGUGAGCCAUUUGCAGUUCACACAUGACAACUCCUUCCUCACUGACAGGUGAGACACCUGUGCAAGGCCUGAUUCAACUAGUCUAAACGUCCUUGACAUAACUCAGGAACCUGAGACUUUGAUCUACAGGGACAGAGGUACUAGUCAAAUCAAGAGGGUACAAAUGAUAAAAGGUAGGCGGAAGGUCUGAGGGUGGGUACGGACAUUAUGGAGUUACCCAAGGCAAGUGGCAGGAUAAGCUCCUCACCUUUGCUUUUGGCACAAGCACAGUGUUAUUACACAUUUUGUAAUUCUUUUCAAUGCUGAUCUUUGUUUUUCUACAACUUUGCACUAAUGUUUUUGUAUCUGUUAAUAAUUUGUAUAUCUUUUAAGCUUUUUACUUUCUGUAUAUUCUCAGUCAUUCUGUAGACAUUUCUCCUCAUCUCUGUUCACAUGUAACAACUUGCAUAUUCAUAAGGGAGAAUAAGGCCUGUGAGAGCAUUACAGCCAUUUAAAGGAGAGGUUUCUGUAAAUGAGCACAGACCAGGGAGAAUGGGAGACAUGACUAACCUCGCCAUCUGACAUCAUCCGGCCACUCUUUUAUUCGGGGAUAUUUUUGUUUUUCUCGAGGUUUAGCACUGUAAAUAGAAGUCUGUUACCAGCAAGAGUCGAGGAGGAGGAGACAGAAAGCAGCAGCUGAAAACCGAAUGGAAGUGAAGAUCAUCCAAACCUCUGCUUUGAGGACUUUAAGCUGCAACUUGGCAUCAUGCAUGCACUUAUUUUUAUAUGCUUUAGUUCAUUAUUCUGUCAUUGGAAUGGACUUAACCAUAUUCCAACACACGUUUUGGGAGAAUAUUUGUUUAAAUGAGGUGCUGUGUCUCUCAGUUGUAUACAUCAAAGGUACUUAUGAGACAGUAUACAGUGGUAUGUUAUACUUGUAGCAUUACUGAAUUCCUUGUUAAGAGAAAGUGUACAUUUCUUGCAAUACCUUUGGUACUGUAUACUCAGCAACUUUGUGAACCACAGACAUUGGUGCUGAGACUGAGGCACUGGUCUAAAUUGGUCUAUGUGAAUAUUUCACCAAUUUGAAUACAGAUACACCUGCUGUUUUAUACCAACCAUGCUGUUUGAAUCAGCUUGGUCUUUAAAGUCGCCUGUUGACCAAAAGGAAAAGUGAGCUUCUGAGCAGAUUCCAGGAAAAAAAACUGAAAUGCCUUCUUCUUGAUCAGCAUUAAAUCAUAACUUUACCAAGUGCCUUCAGAGAGCCAGUAUUUUGCAUUAUAGUAGAUGUGUGUAUGGAUUGUGACUCUCCUGGUGUGUCGAAUUGGGAGAACACUGUACCAUAAUUGCCUUUAUAUUGUCACUGUCAUGAUUUGUAAGCAUUUUUUUAUACAGUACAUGCAGUAUUUUGUAUAAGAAAUAAAUGUGUUCAGUCAUAAAUAA